This is a messenger RNA of Pocillopora verrucosa, 2390 nucleotides long. The record is from RefSeq and is a predicted model, not a curated record. Lineage: Eukaryota; Metazoa; Cnidaria; Anthozoa; Scleractinia; Pocilloporidae.
AGCCUAGGGCAUCUGCUACAUCAGCUGCAUCUGGAAGUGUGUCUCAUCCACAGACAGAAGAUCUCCUUGCUCAUAAAGAGAAAACUUUUCUUUCAAUUAUUGAAGAUUCUUACCAUACCACGAAGCCAACGUCCAUUGAAGAGUGGGAUUGGUUUAAGGAAUUCGCAAAAGAAAUGAAGAUCAUUAUUAUUGGUGUCUCUAAAGGAAGUUUGGUGAUAACGGUUGAGUGUGAAUCUCUAAUGAUCUUGGAGGAGUUGUGGACAGAUUACUUAUCUGGUCGUCUUGGUGAAGUGGUUCAGAAUUGUUUUGUAACUGAAAAGAUCCUGAAGGAACUGAACCUGGCUGAGCUAAGGCUGAAGACAACAAUGGACAUAAAAGAAUACAAUGCAUGCAAAUUGUUCUUUGAGAGAGAUACACGUACAGAUUCAGAGGAUCCUGCACCCUGGGCCAGUGCAAUAAAAGCUGUGCAUGACAAAAAAAGGAAUGUACGACUUGAAGAGGCUAAGAGUCUUCGUGAAAACUAUUUGCAGAAGUUCAGCUGGGAGGAACCUUGCAAUUUCCUUGUCGAAAAGAUGUACAAUCUUGCAUUUGACUUAGGGGCAAGACUAAUUGUCCAGAGUAGUGAAAACUCUGAUGUUCAUCAGUCUGCUGUUAAACAUACUCUGAGCAUUCUUGAGGACAUGAAUUCUUUUGCUGAUAACAACACUCAAUCAAUUCCCUUGCCAGCUACAGAAACUUCUGACAUGAAAGGAGGUGUGUCUGUUGAAACCAGUGGGUGUAAUUCCUUACACUGUGCUGCAAUGGGUGGUAAUGAAGCUAUAAUUGAGACUUUGCUAUCUUCUGGAUUAGACAUAAAUUCAAGGAGUAAUGAUGGGACAACACCCUUAAUGAUGGCAGCCGCUACAGGACAAGAGAAGACAGUAGACCUUCUUCUCAGCAAGGGAGCUGAUCCACACCUUAAAAACUUUAUGGGAAGAAAUCUGCUUCAUGCAGCAGCUGAAGGUGGCAACUCUUCCAUUGUGAUGAGAGCGCUCUCUUGUGACAUUGACAUUAAUUCAAAAGAUGAUUGUUCAGCCACCCCAUUGAUAAUAGCUGUUAAGCAAAACCAUAUUGAAAUUGUGAAAUAUCUUCUUCAAAAGGGUGCAGAUAUAUCUUUGACAACUGAAGAUAAAAAGAGGAAUGCUUUACACAUUGCAUCACAGGAAGGAAGUGUUGCAGUAAUUGAGAUGUUACUCUCCUAUGAUCUCAGACCUGAUUCACGAGAUGGUAAGGGAAACACGCCAUUAGCCCGUGCUGCAGCUUGUGGACAUAUAGAGGCUGUAAACUGUCUUCUUAAACAUGGAGCAGAUCCAUUACUGAAAGGGCAAGAUGGACGGAACCUUCUCCAUUUUGCUGCUCAGUCUGGCAAUGUCAUCAUUAUUGAGACCAUGCUUUCUAAAGGUUUUGAUAUUGAUGCCAGAGAUGAAACUCUGGGUGUAACCCCUCUGAUGGUUUCCAUUGCAUCUGGAAAAUUGGAGGCAGCAAAAUAUCUGCUUGAGAAGGGUGCUGAUAAAAGUUUGAAAACCACUCCGGGAAAACUCCCUCUUUUGUCCAUUGCAUCAGUAGCUGGUUCUAUUGCAGCCGUUGAGAUGCUGCUCUCACAUGGUUGUAACAUUGAUGCUAGAGAUAGUGAGGGAAACACACCAUUGAUGCAUGCUACACGUCUUGGAAAUACAGAGGUUGUAGAAUAUCUUCUUGCUCAAGGUGCUAAUCCAUUACUUAGAAAUACAUCAGACCUUGGACUGCUCCAUUUAGCUGCUUUUUCUGACAAUGCUCUUACUAUUAAGGCUGUGCUCUCUAAAAAUCUUGACAUAAAUGCUAGUCGUACAGUCCUUGGUAUAACUCCACUGUUGUUUUGCUUGGGACAGGGUAAACUGGAGGCUGCAAACUAUCUGCUUGCAGAGGGUGCUGAUGAAAAUUUGAAAAGUAAGGACGGGUUGACUGUUCUAUCUGCUGCAGCAAUGAGUGGUAACGUUGCAGCCAUUGAGAUGCUGCUUAAGCGUGGUCACAACCCUAAUUCCAGGGAUGGUCGUGAUAACACACCCUUAAUGUGGGCUGCAGAGGUGGGAAACAAAGCAGCUGUAGAAUAUCUUCUUUCAAGUUGUCAGAGCUUCUUCAGUAAUCUUGAGAAGUCCAUGGAACAUGCAUGGAACAUUUUUGAAAACUUGAUAACACAGAUAAAGGAGUUAAAAAAUCUACUUAAGAGAGAUCUCUCACAUGUUAGCCUGAUGCCACAAGAGCCUGAGUUGCAAACACAUCACCAGUUGAAGAGUGGAAGUCCCAUUCCAGUUCCAGAUGAUUUCUACCACAGCCAUCUCAAUGUGGACCAUGCCCAAGAACAGUCCUACUGA